GGGGAGUCGAGAGCUCUGCGGGCUACAUGGUGCUCAAUUUUUCAAGAUGUCGUCGCUGGAACAGAGGUUGUCGCGAAUCGAAGAGAAGCUAAAGCAAGAAAAUGAAGAAGCUCGCAGGAGAAUUGAUCUCAAUAUCGACAUGAGUCCGCAGCGGUCACGUCCGAGGCCGAUCAUCGUGAUCCAGCUCAGUCCUGCUCCAGCCCCCUCCCAGCGUGCAGCUCUCCAGCUGCCCCUGGUCAACGAUGGAGGCAGCCGAUCAUCAUCUUCAGAGAGCUCGCCUCAGCACCACCCCUACCCCAGUCGCCCACGACACAUGCUCACCCUACCCACGCCUCCUUAUGGCCUACAGAAAAGCCUAGAGAAUGUUGAGAUUGACCAGAAACUGCAGGAGAUUAUGAGGCAGACAGGUUAUCUGAAGAUUGACGGUCAGCGGUAUCCAGCAGAAGUAACUGACCUCAUCAGUGAGGGGGAGAUCGGCAGCGGGACGUGUGGACAGGUCUUCAAAGUCCGAUUCAAGAAGACAGGCCAUGUCAUCGCUGUCAAACAAAUGCGUCGCACGGGAAACAAGGAUGAAAACAAGCGGAUCCUCAUGGACCUGGAUGUGGUGCUGAAGAGUCAUGACUGUCCUUAUAUCAUUCAGUGCUAUGGCGCCAUAGUAACCAACACGGAUGUAUUCAUUGCGAUGGAGCUGAUGGGAACAUGUGCAGAAAAGCUGAAAAAGAGAAUCCAGGGCCCCAUCCCAGAGCGAAUCCUGGGAAAGAUGACUGUUGCAAUAGUGAAAGCCUUGUUGUAUCUAAAAGAGAAACACGGUGUCAUCCACCGCGAUGUCAAACCUUCCAACAUCCUCAUUGAUGCUAAAGGUCAGAUCAAACUGUGCGACUUUGGCAUCAGUGGACGCCUCGUGGAUUCAAAGGCAAAGACUCGCAGUGCCGGCUGUGCUGCCUACAUGGCGCCUGAAAGAAUAGACCCUCCAGAUCCCACCAAACCUGAUUAUGACAUUCGAGCAGACGUGUGGAGUCUCGGCAUUUCCCUGGUGGAGUUAGCCACAGGACAGUUUCCCUACAAGAACUGUAAGACAGACUUUGAGGUUCUGACCAAAGUGCUGCAGGAAGAUCCUCCUGUGUUGCCUCUAAGCAUGGGUUUCUCUCUCGACUUCCAGUCCUUUGUCAAAGACUGCCUCACAAAGGAUCACAGAAAAAGGCCAAAAUACCUUCAGCUGUUGGAGCAUAGUUUCAUUCGGCGCUACGAAGUGCUGGAGGUGGACGUGGCCGGUUGGUUUCAGACGGUGAUGGAGCGCACCGAGUCGCCUCGCAGCAGCCAGUGUUACAGCCAUCAACACAUGCUCCACUCGCUUCUCAGCAGGGCAAUGAUGACACCAAAUUGAACAAACAAUGAAGAGGCUGAUCCCAGACAGACGGACUCAUCUGUUUUUGUUUUUAUGAAGUGGCGAGGUGGAUUGAUGGCUUUUCUCACCUUUCCACUAUAAUCUGUCCACUAUUAGUAUUUUUAUUAUUUCUAAAUAUAUUUUAUUCUUUGGUAAUCAAUUUUCAUUGACUAUUACCGCAACACCCCCCACCACCCCACCCCACUCAAGUGACAUGUUUCUAUUCUGUUUGUCUUAUGCUGUAGUUGUGAGUUUAUGGUGAAAACCCGGAGCUUUUAUUAUUAUUUUCUUUAAUGCUGAGACUGUGGUGACCGAUGUUGCACUUGUGAUGGGUUUCUUAUGUUUCAUGUUGCAGAUUAUUGCAGAGAGGGGAAUAUUUUCCUUAUUUUCUUAACGUCACAGCAGUUAUUUUAUUAAUCAUACAUCUGUGACAUGGCAAGAAAAUGGUUCAGUGUAUUUUUCCUCACAUAUUUAUUUAUUGGUCAUUUGUAUGUUAUUUUUGGUUUGUUUGGAUUUUUUGUUGUUGUAUGGAGGGCGAACAGGACACGAGGAAGAGAAGAGUAGACUCUUUGGCAUUUAACUGUUGUGUACACAAAGCAGAUUAUUAUAUUGAACCAUCAAACUGAGUUGCAGCCAGUUUUGUUGAUUUUUAUAAAGUCUCAACAGAAAGCAGCACAUUGAAUUGUAUGGAUUUUCUUUGUGCUGUUAUUGUUGUAUGUCCAUUAUUUUAUUCACCGUUUAACCAGACAAACUGUUUGUGCUUCAAACCCCCUGCAUAGUGUGUCCAGCUCUGUAGCUUUACUAAUAUCCCCCAGUUUAAAGCUGUACACUCUGAAAUCUGGGGGGCUUUUAACCCGUUUGUCCUGAAUGCCACCCCGUUUAUCUAUUUAAUUUUUUUUUUUUUUUUAUAAAUGCUUUGCCUGCUAUCUGCUGUGAUAGUGGACUGAUUACCUUGUGAUGCGCCCCCCCCCCCCCCAACUCUGCAAUCAGGUGACAAACACCCUCAUUAAAAUAUCUAAAGUUUGUCACCUUGUCUUUCAGAAUGCUGUCUGUUCCACUUGCAUGACUUUACUGGUUUGCAGGGUUGUGGUGGGACACGACGCUCACAUCGGGUUAAAGGCCCCUUGUAUGUACAACACGCCAUGCAUAUGUUAUCUUGACAGAUCUUUCAAAUGACAAAGCUUUACUGCCCAUUUGUUUAAAACCUUUAGUUUUUUUGGCUGUGUUUUAACCUUCCUAACACCCAAGUCUCAUUUCAAACAGAAGACAUGCCAUUAUGUUGUGAAUACCUCAGGAUUUCUGUUUUUUUGUUUUUGAGAAAAAAAAAAAUAAAACACUUAAAAAUCAAAUAAAUAAAAACUCAUAAAAAGCG
Girardinichthys multiradiatus is the source of this 2756-nucleotide messenger RNA. RefSeq names its product mitogen-activated protein kinase kinase 7 (gene map2k7). NCBI's taxonomy places the organism in Eukaryota, Metazoa, Chordata, Actinopteri, Cyprinodontiformes, Goodeidae. The coding region runs from base 47 to 1384 and encodes 445 amino acids. Gene Ontology annotation, molecular function: ATP binding; protein kinase activity. The record is from RefSeq and is a predicted model, not a curated record. The transcript has 13 exons. Gene Ontology annotation, biological process: protein phosphorylation.